UUCAUGACCCUCUUCUACUGUUUAUCUUUGUUUUUUGUGACAAAAAAGGCGGUUUUAGUUCCCUUUGAGUAACGGCCAAACUAACAUCGACAACAGAAACACCAUGACGGAAGAAGAAGAAGAAUUUCGUUUAUUUCGACAAAUAACCAUUGAGGAUGACGAAUCAAAUCAGCAAAUAAUAAAACCAAAAACAAUUAUAAGAAAACGUAAAUAUCCUCCCAGGCCACCACGACUGCCGCCGUCACCCCAACAAAACCUCCACGAUAAUUAUGUUGAUUUUGUAUGUUAUGUUCGUGAAAAAUGUGAAAAUAAAAUCAAAAUUUUGCAACGUUCAACAUUUCAGGCAAUUGAGAGGCCCAUUAUUCUGGCCUUCAAUCAUUUUCGCGAAUUUUGCUAUUAUCAUCAAGACAAAUUGGAUACCCUUUUUAAAUUAUCAUUACAAUAUGGAGAUCGCAUAGAAUUUUUGGUGGGCGAUCAAAUGGAUAUGGAUGUACUGUAUCCCAACACUAAUCCCAUUGAAUUAUUAUCCUAUUCACUGCGGCCGGAGGAUCAAAACAUUCAAGUCUAUGCCAUAAAUGAAAGAAAAUGGGUGUAUGAGCACUUUGAUGCCUACAACACGGAGGAGACUUUAGCGGAACUGUGUGAAAAUCUAUUAAACGGCAGUAUAUAUAGAUCCCAAGCAAUACCCGAGCCAGGGGAGACAUUAGUCAAAAUAUGUGUCCAUUUGAGUUUUGAAAAAGUUGUAUGGCAAUCCUCCCAAGAUAUAUUGCUUAUCAUUGGCUAUGGAGAUUAUUCACCCCGUGAUGAAUAUCAUUUGAAGUACGAACCAAAUUAUGAAGAAUUGGCCAAGGAAUUCGUCGAUUCUAAUGUGAAAAUUGUCUACAUGGAUGGCGACAAGAAUUACACGAAAUUUGAAUAUAAUGCUGGCGGUUAUCCCACAAUACUUUUUAUACCACAUAAUGAUAAAAAUGCGUUUAUACACUAUAUGCAAGGCGCUAGAGAUACGGAAAACAUGCGUAAUUUCAUAAAACAGAACGUUGGCGCCCAAGGUGAAAAGUGGAGGCAGGAAGAUCGCAAUAAACUUAAAUAUAAACCAUUUAGCUUAGCCACGGACAAGCAACUAACCUAUGAAGAUUUGGGGUUGUAUGUGGACGAAAAUUUUCCCAGAUCAUUUCAAUUGCUAAACCGGAACUCCUUGAAAACUGACAACAAUUGCCACAUCAUACAUUUGUUUGAUUUUCAAGGAACCCCCAUUACGUAUUACCAAGAUAUCCUCAAAAAAAUCCAUCAAGUGGCCCAGGGCACGUUUUGUUAUGCGGUGAAAUUUUUAAUUGGAGAUUUUCGUGAUGUCAAUAUUAUAUUUCCCAAAUGGUAUUUAAAACACCUGGACAACAAGCAGUUGGAAAACUCCAAACAGCCACAAGUUUAUGCCAUCGAUCGAAUGAAGUUAAUUUAUAAAAUUUCUGAUUUACCAACGCCAUCUUCGUGGUUUUAUUAUUUCGUAAAAUUACAUUAUUCACAGCUGUCCUAUUCCCAAACCCCAUACACUUGUCGUCCAUGGCGUAGGGAUGUGGUGAAAACAUGUGUGGCCGAAAAUUUCCACACCCACAUAAAUAAUUCACGCCACAAUAUAUUUUUAACAAUUUACCGAUCGAAUUACAUAGAGUCGCAUAAAAUAUUAAAUAUUUUAAAUGAAAUUGCUCAAGAAGUUCAAGAUUUCGGGGUGGAGUUAUUGAAAAUGGAUGUGAAAUAUAAUAGCAUAUCUGUGGAAUAUUCUUUUGACACAUAUCCGGUUCACUUUUUCAUACCGAAACGGAAUAGAGAUGAGGAGACUGUGAGAUAUAUUAAUAAAAAUAGCAGUAAAGAAAAUAUAUUGGAAUUUAUAAGAAACAAUAGCGGAAAAUAUAGCUGAAAUAAAUAACAAAAAAAUGGGA
This is a messenger RNA of Musca domestica (house fly), 1934 nucleotides long. RefSeq lists its product as uncharacterized. Gene Ontology annotation, cellular component: endoplasmic reticulum. Bases 104 to 1912 code for a protein of 602 amino acids. Gene Ontology annotation, molecular function: protein disulfide isomerase activity. The record is from RefSeq and is a predicted model, not a curated record. The transcript has a single exon. Gene Ontology annotation, biological process: protein folding; response to endoplasmic reticulum stress. NCBI's taxonomy places the organism in Eukaryota, Metazoa, Arthropoda, Insecta, Diptera, Muscidae.